UGGAGACGUGUCGAUAGUUGACCGCGCAACGUGGGGCACGCCAUGUGGAAACGAGCUGCGGUGGUGUUGUUUGCUCUGACGAUUGGGCCUCAAUGCGUCACAGCCGCCUCUUUGCGGUUUUCCGGAGCCUGGAAGGAUGGUCGGCCUCGCCAGCUUUCAACUUGUCAGAGGGACAAGAUCUCUAGCCAGGUGGGCGACAUCUACGAGCUGCUAAAGCAAAAAGGGCGGAGCAUUCGUUUCCAGGUGGCCUCCUCACUGCCGAUGAUCGCCGGGAUCUACGCCGGCCUGGUGCGGAAACUUUUACGAGACAAACCCAAUGCGAGAGUCGUGAUCCUGACCCCAGAGAUCGAACGUGCCGAAGAGAUUCGCCGGGCCUUCUUGCAGGAGCAAGAACUGCCCGAGCCGACCUUGAUAUUUUAUACAGCAGCAUCAGCAACAAAGCGUCAAACCUCAGACAACGUGAUCAUUUGCGUGAAUAAAAGCAGCCGUAUGCUUGAAGGACAACACUUUCUGAUGAAAAUCCAGGACGAGGCACUGCAGCGGCCCAGUUGGACCAUGCAGAAUCUCAAAAAGGUUUCUGCGGAGUUUGUUGGUGAGUUCUCCUUUUCGUUUGGCUCGGCAAAGGUUGACUACAUGUAUUCACUCCAGGAGGCCUGCUUUGAAGGUCACAUUCCAGCGGUUCAUUGCUUUGUUUUGCCAUUGGCUGAAGAUGACGCCCAGCAAUUUUGCGGGUUAGCGCAGCUGAUUCAAAGCAAGGAAAUGGAGUGGUCACCAAUGCUUGUCUCCUUCCCCGCACUGCCUGCAGCGUCAAAUUUUAGUCAACGUCUCCAAAAGCUGGGUGUGUCUGCAGAGGCCAUCACCUGUCCAAGAAGUCAGAAAUAUCAAACGAAGCGAAAUGAAGUGAUGCAGCGUUUGGAGGAGAAGAAACUUAGCGUGGUGUGCAUGGCUAGAGGAGGUCCUUCGGACUUUGCGGUGAAGGGGCUGGAAACAGUGAUUUUGGCCUCAAGGGGGUCCCGUCCAGAACGAAGGCCGAAGUCCCUACGUUAUUUGCAAAUGAUGGUGCAAGCCCAAAAGGAUUUCAGACCCAGGCCGAUGAAGCUCUUUGAAACCAUUUGCAGUGAUCAACCUGAACGUCAGAUCCAAGAAUAUUUGGAUCAUUUCGGGGCCUUGGAGCCGAAUGAAAGCCCAAUAGGCGAACCACAGGUCUAUGUCGGGGUGUUGUUGCCUGAAAGAAGGAAGCAUGAUGCUUAAUGGGAAGAGAAUCGCACAUUGAUUUGAGAUGGUGCGCCGAUGUGGUCCGCCAUUUGCCGAGGUUGGUCAGAGUCUUCUGCGUUUGAUUAUGCAAUGUAUUUGUCGGACUGAUGCAGAGCUUGUAUCGUGGCUGGACCCAGAGCUAGGUGGAAGAUGGCACACAGAUCCUUGGAUAUGAUUUGAAUCCAUCAUUGGUUUUGCCAUGCCUCGCAUGUGCAUCUGAAAGAGACAGCAAAUUGGUGGCCGGUAAGGUUGGUCACUCUUGAAGUUUUCAUUUUGCCACUGAGACUUUCAUGUACCAGUUUGCACCGCUUUUUGUCGGGUUUUU
Messenger RNA from Durusdinium trenchii, 1579 nucleotides. NCBI's taxonomy places the organism in Eukaryota, Dinophyceae, Suessiales, Symbiodiniaceae. The record is from the annotation of a GenBank genome assembly.